UAGUCGGCGAACGCAAGCGACGAGCCACAAACAAAAGCGGCGGCAAAACGUCUACAGCAAUCAGUUCACGCGCUGAAAGCGAAACAAAUCAAGUUUUUUGUGUCGGUGUAAAAAAAUUAACAAACCCUCAUUACUCUUUUUUUUUGACAUUUCUUUUUAUUAAUCCGAAAUCGAAUACAAUAAAAAUAUGAGCGGAAAAGCUGAUAUUGCGCUCAUUGGAUUGGCCGUAAUGGGCCAAAAUCUGAUAUUGAAUAUGGACGAGAAGGGCUUUGUGGUGUGUGCAUAUAAUCGCACUGUGUCGAAGGUCACUGAAUUUCUAAACAACGAGGCGAAAGGCACCAAAGUGAUUGGUGCUGACUCAUUGAAGGACAUGGUCGACAAACUGAAAACGCCACGCAAAGUCAUGAUGCUAGUCAAGGCUGGCAGCGCCGUGGACGAUUUCAUACAGCAGCUGGUGCCUUUACUCUCACCUGGUGACGUUAUCAUCGAUGGCGGUAACUCCGAGUAUCAGGAUACAUCGCGUCGCUGCGAUGAAUUGGCCAAACUCGGCCUGCUCUUUGUGGGCUCCGGUGUCAGCGGUGGCGAGGAGGGCGCACGUCACGGUCCAUCCCUAAUGCCCGGCGGACAUGCCGCCGCCUGGCCACUGAUUCAACCCAUCUUCCAGGCGAUCUGCGCCAAGGCCGAUGGUGAACCCUGCUGUGAAUGGGUGGGCGAUGGUGGUGCUGGACACUUUGUGAAGAUGGUGCACAAUGGCAUCGAGUACGGCGACAUGCAACUGAUCUGUGAGGCAUACCACAUCCUGCAAACUUUGGGCUUGACACCUCCCCAAAUGUCCGACGUGUUUGGCAAGUGGAAUGAGGGUGAACUUGAUUCGUUCCUCAUUGAGAUCACACGCGAUAUUCUGAAGUAUAAGGAUCAGAAGGGUUAUCUCUUGGAGCGCAUUCGCGACACAGCCGGACAGAAGGGCACCGGCAAGUGGACAGCAAUUGCUGCCCUCCAGUACGGUGUGCCCGUCACGCUCAUUGGCGAGGCCGUCUUCUCGCGUUGUCUGUCCGCCCUCAAGGAUGAGCGUGUGCAUGCGAAUGGCGUGCUCAAGGGCCCCGGUUGCAAGCCCCGUCUCGCCGAUGCCAACAAGUUCCUCAACGAUAUUAAGAACGCCUUGUACUGUGCCAAGAUCGUCAGCUAUGCCCAAGGAUUUAUGCUGAUGCGUGAGGCGGCGCGUGAGAAUAAGUGGCGCCUGAAUUACGGUGGCAUCGCGUUGAUGUGGCGCGGCGGUUGCAUCAUUCGCAGUGUCUUCUUGGGCAACAUUAAGGAUGCCUACACACGCCAGCCGACGCUCUCAAAUCUGCUGCUCGAUGACUUCUUUAAGCGUGCCAUCGAACAGGGUCAGGAGUCGUGGCGUCAAGUGGUCGCCAAUGCCUUCUGCUGGGGCAUUCCGGUGCCCGCUCUGUCCACCGCCUUGAGUUUCUACGAUGGCUAUCGCACUGCCAAAUUGCCGGCGAAUCUGUUGCAGGCGCAACGCGAUUACUUUGGAGCUCACACCUACGAACUGUUGGGCGAUGAGGGCAAAUUCCAUCAUACCAACUGGACGGGCACCGGUGGCAAUGUCUCUGCGAGCACCUAUCAGGCCUAGGCGAGAAGUUACUUAAGAGGCAACAACGCAUUCCCCCAAAUUCCCCAUUCCCUUCCCACAUGCAUUCCUCCAUGUCAAUUAAUUGGAUUAUCUUCGAUACUAAUUUUAAUGAUAGGCCCUUUUUUUGUUUUUGCCCCGAACGAAAAGUGUAAAACGGGUCUAGCAAUGCUAGUAGACUCAAGCGGGUCUAUUAACUGUGUUUUGUUUGUUACUUUUACUUUAGGGUAGCAGAGUAUAAUAUUACUGAUUAAAAUUCAAUGUAAACAUUAUUAAAUAGAA
Drosophila nasuta is the source of this 1912-nucleotide messenger RNA. RefSeq names its product phosphogluconate dehydrogenase (gene Pgd). The coding region runs from base 188 to 1633 and encodes 481 amino acids. The transcript is spliced from 3 exons. The record is from RefSeq and is a predicted model, not a curated record. Gene Ontology annotation, molecular function: NADP binding; phosphogluconate dehydrogenase (decarboxylating) activity. Lineage: Eukaryota; Metazoa; Arthropoda; Insecta; Diptera; Drosophilidae. Gene Ontology annotation, biological process: pentose-phosphate shunt.